GUAGUCUUGUAGAUUUAGAAAAUGUACCUAAUUAGUCUUUGUAUACAUUUCCUAACGUAUACAUGUUGAUUCAGACUGGUGUUAAUGCUAAUGUUAUUGUGACAAGGGCACGAGGCUCAACUGCACUGCUGCAAUCAUAUAAAUUUCAAAGGCAUUUUGCAGAUUUUAUAAUUUUACUUUGGUUAGAGGAAGACGUGGUUUUGUGAUGGUAACAAUAACAAGAUUUCAAUCUUUAUCCCCUUUGAAUGCUUGUUUGAGGCACUGAUACUGGAACCGGUCUCUCUUUGGGUAUGAACCUGGAUUAUCUGAGCAAUCAGCUUUGGGGUGUGUUCGUUGCGUUAGUUUGUACUUCAGUGACACCCUUGUCUUAGAAUUCAAUAUGGUAGCACACGGACUGAGAAAAAAAUAAUACUGUUGCUAGGUUUUUAUCAUUUCAGACUCGGUACACGACGUAAUAGAUUGUAUGUGCUGUGUUUCAACGGCAUGUAUAGGUAAUGAUGCUCAAACUGAGAUUUUUUUUGUGCUGCACUUAAGUCAAAGUGUGUGCUAAUUACGGCCCAUGUUGUUCGGGCUCUAAUAUAAGUAUGAGUUGAAUCACCCAAUUUUCAGGGAGUUUUCUUGACUUUUUAUUAAUCUUACUUGAAGCGUCUUCAUGUCCGGGUAGUCUAGAUUAGAAGCAGAAGAAGCAUUGACUACGAGAGGGGAAAGUGAGAGGUGACAGGAUAAAUUCUUCUCUCUUUGUUCACUUUUUUUUUCUUUCCAUAUUUGGUAUGUUUGCCUUGAUUUAGGUUGGCGAUGACUUAUUUGUUAGCAUGAUCAUUGUCCUUUUUUUAUGAAGACGGCAUUGCAUUUGAUUAUUAGUUGGAGAUCUUUCAGUAUCAUAAAGAUAUAGAACGGUAUUGAUUUUGGAUGAGUUGGAUCUUACUCGUAUGCAAUUACUAUUCAUGACUUGCACUAUGUGGAUUGACUAGGUCAACUUGCCCCAAUAUUUGAAGUUUACGCUGCGGAAUAUUUCCAUCAACAACAACUUAAAUAAUAAACAAAAUUAAUGGGAUUGAUGUGGAUGUUUGAGUUAUUGCUAAAGAGAUUGGAUCAAAGGAGCUGAUACAAGGGAAGAAUAUGUAUCAUUGACUUGUACAACAUUGUAUUGUAUAAUAUGGUUGUACUUGUUUUAAUUGUCUGUCAAAAUAUGAGGACAGGAGAAGGAAGAUUACUUUCUUCCUGAAAAUAAAUCUGAUUAUAGCUUCGAGUUUACGAUGGAUGACAAGAGAUCUAAGAUACUUGCAUUGGUACUGGUGGUGACUCUCAUCUCCUUGAUUACUGUAUCUGCUCUGUAUCUUGGAUCUUCAUGGCAAUUCUUUUCUAUAUUUUCUGGUUGUAUUAUAGUUAUUUUUGCUAUCUUCAUAUGGUUAAUCAGGCGCAGGUCCAAGGGAGCAGCUCUUAUCUUGCCACAGAAACAUGUGAUGUCCAGGGAACUUUCAGUCCCCUGCAGCUUCCUCAGAAAAGUGGCAGGUGUUCCUACAAAGUUCCGUCAGAAAGAGCUCGAGUUGGCUACCGACAAUUUCAAUGCAUUGAUUGGUCGGGGGGCAUCUGGAAGCGUUUUCAAAGGAAUCCUAGGUGAUGGUACCUGUGUUGCUGUGAAGCGGAUAGAAGGUCAAGAACGUGGGGAGAAAGAAUUUCUCUCAGAAGUUGCUGCAAUUGGAAGUGUGCAGCACAUUAACUUAGUAAGAAUGUAUGGUUAUUGCAUUGUUCCUGGGGGGCCACGGUUUCUUGUUUAUGAGUUCAUUCAAAAUGGAUCGUUGGAUGGUUGGAUUUUCCCGAGAAGAGACAAGAGAAACCGACCCGCGGGUUGUCUUCCGUGGCAUUUGAGAUACGGUGUUGCAAUCGAUGUGGCUAAGGCUCUUUCUUACUUGCACCAUGAUUGCCGGUCAAGAAUCUUACACCUUGAUGUAAAACCCGAGAAUAUAUUGCUGGAUGAUAAUUAUCGAGCAGUCGUGUCAGAUUUUGGGCUGGCGAAAUUGAUGGGAAGAGGUGAGAGCAGGAUAGUUACUAAUAUACGGGGGACUAUGGGAUACUUGGCACCUGAGUGGCUUUUAGAAAACGGGAUAUCUGCAAAGUCCGAUGUUUAUAGUUACGGAUUGGUGCUUCUUGAGAUGAUCGGAGGGAGGAGAAACAUGCGUGUGAUUGAUGAUAGCAAGGAUAGAUCCCUUAGAAAAUAUGAGUAUUUUCCAAAAAUUGUGGUGGAAAAGUCAAAAGAAGGGAAAUUUAUGUCAGUGGUUGAUCAGAGACUAUUAGAAGGAAGGCAUAUUGAUGAGAGACAGGUAAGGACAUUGGUGUAUACAGCAUUAUGGUGCAUUCAAGAGAAGGUCAGGCGUAGGCCUACAAUGGCUCAAGUGGUUGAUAUGCUUGAAGGACAUAUGCACGUGGACGAGCCACCGGAAACUGAAAUGAUAAUUGUUGAUCUGUUAUCCAUUGACACGGAUAAAGUCGGCCCUGGUAAGUGCAGGCUAAAGGCUACUGGAGUAGUACUAUCAGAUUGCAAUCCAGCUGCUAGCUCAUCAGCAUUUGAGGAUGGGGCUGGUACACUUUUGUCUGGGAGAUAACUAAUCAGGAUUUGGUGCAGAAACUCGACUCAUAUGCAGCUUAAAAAGGUGAUGCUGUUCAGAUGGUGCUAAUACGUUUAUCAGGAUGUCGUUACUUUUCUUGAUGUAGCCCUAAAAGUUUCGGGGUGGAUCUCAGAUUUUCAUCACCGUAAAGCAUAUUGUUACUUCUUUCCUUGAACAUUGAUCACAAUAUUGAUUAAUGUGUUUUUUGUUAUACAUUUACCUGAUAUUUUUAUAUUUUCUUUGUACAUUUAGAUUUUUUUACUUCAAUUGAGUCACAAUAGUGGUGUAAGUUUGACAUAACCUAAUGUAAUUAGAUCUUAAAGAAAUUUGUUUUUUGGCAAAAUUUGUACUCCAUUAUUCAUUCAUGACUUAAUCAAGAAAUCAAUAGAGUUUCUUGCUAGAAUAAUUAUUG
Messenger RNA from Spinacia oleracea (spinach), 3018 nucleotides. RefSeq names its product probable receptor-like protein kinase At5g20050. Gene Ontology annotation, biological process: protein phosphorylation. The coding region runs from base 1257 to 2603 and encodes 448 amino acids. Lineage: Eukaryota; Viridiplantae; Streptophyta; Magnoliopsida; Caryophyllales; Amaranthaceae. The record is from RefSeq and is a predicted model, not a curated record. The transcript is spliced from 2 exons. Gene Ontology annotation, molecular function: protein kinase activity; ATP binding.